Meloidogyne enterolobii is the source of this 453-nucleotide messenger RNA. NCBI's taxonomy places the organism in Eukaryota, Metazoa, Nematoda, Chromadorea, Rhabditida, Meloidogynidae. The record is from the annotation of a GenBank genome assembly.
AUGCUCAGUGUUGGCUCUUACAAUAAUUUUACUUUUGGUGGUCGCCAAUUUAGUGGAGAUACAACUGCUGGGCACCCUUUCGUUUUUAUGUUAGAUUAUGAUUCCAAUCCGUCUGGAAAUGCAAAAAUACCUGCACAAUUUAAAGAUAUCACAAUUACUCGUUGUAGUGUUGAUAAUAUAAAGCCUACAAAAAGUGGAGAAAUUCUUUAUGUAGUAGGACAUGAUGGAGGAAAUAUUUAUCAACCAGUUUAUAACAAAAAUAUUACAUUUAAAAACAUUAAAGUAAUUAAUGCAGCACCCGCACAAAUAAAAUUACUCGACACUGGUAUUUUUAAUACAUUUGAUUUUACAAAUUUUGGCAGCAUUAACGACCCUUGGUCAAUUACUAAAUCUAAAGAUGUUCAAUUUAUUAAUGUACCCACAAUGAAGUUAAAUAAACUGAAUUUUGCUUGA